Molecule: messenger RNA, 1641 nt
Organism: Fusarium venenatum
Lineage: Eukaryota; Fungi; Ascomycota; Sordariomycetes; Hypocreales; Nectriaceae
Source: RefSeq, a predicted model, not a curated record
AUGAACUCUGACGACUACUACGAUCCUGACGAUGUCGUGCAGCGCAGUUCGCCGAUGCUUCGGCCAGUGCAACCCAGGCUGAAACCAGACACACCUGAUGGAACCGACGACGAAACAGACAUCGAGGACGUGAUUGACAAUUCUAUACCAUGGAACCCAGCCCUCAGAAAUAGAAAGCGACGGCGUUCAACCGACCGCGGUCUGCAGAACGACCGACCUAGGAACAAAUGGAAGGAUGCACUCCUUAUUCAUCAAAUGGAUCCACGCCAGGGCUGGGGUCUUGCCAACGCAGUUUCAAGAACCCUUGCACCGGCUGACGCCGUCACGGAGCCCGUUAUGGAUUCCCUAACAAACGCAACCCCAAAUUCGCGGCGGCGAAAACGAUUUGUCCUGCCUCUCCUUGUGGCUAGCCCAAAGAUUUCUGCUGAAGGUAUACUUACAGAAGUUGAAGCAUGCCCUGACAGUGGUUCCGACGAAAACAUCAUUUCUCUAGGGUUAGUGAAUCAAUUGAAGGUUGAGAUGCAAGCCAUCCAAGCUGAGCCGAAGGAAUUCUCUCUCGCCAACGGGAAGGUUGUUCAAGCACUAGGUUGCGUGCACAUCGCAUGUGGUUUCGCUGUCGGAACUCCCCUACCUACGCCAUCGAUUGAGUGUGUCUUCUACGUGUUCAACACCCUUGCCGUUCCAAUGAUCAUGGGAAUGGGGUUUCUCGUUGCCACCGAAACUCUGAGUAAGCAUACAGAUCGCCUUCUUGAACAGACGAUAUCUGGUAUGCAAGCUCUGAGGGUAAACAGCGUGGGGAAGUCUAAACGAAGUGCUGCCUGUCGCCUUGACGAUCUUGUUGGAUACGCCACCGUGGAUACAGGCUCGGACUUGAAUUUCGUGCAUCCCGGCGUUGUAGCGCAGGGUAUGUUUACCGUUGAGCCAGCCGUCGAGUACUUGGAAUUCGCAGACUGCAGCAUCGGGUCCACGUCUGGCGUUUUUGAGGCGCAAUUUUCUAUCGGUAUCGAAGACGAUUCGAAAGAGUUCCAGUCACGGACACGAUCCAUAAACCUGGAAUUCUACGUUCUCAAUGAUCUCAGCACAAAUAUUCUCAUUGGUCAAGACACCGCCAAUGACCUCGAAGUAAUGACUGCGCACCUGGAUUCACUCCUGGUCGAAUCUGCAAAUUCCGCAGUCCACAUCAUUCGCCACCAGGGAAAGCUUGAACAACGCGUCAAGAGAGGGCUAAAGCAAAUUAAGAACAUAUUUACCAAUUCUAGGACGGGUCCCAGUCAGUUCAUCUCAUAUCACUGCAACUCACAUCCCAGGCUUACAGCUGCAGGCACAGUAACCGAGCAAGAGACUCCAGUCACCUUUGAACUUCAACGGGAGAAUGCAAAGUAUGAAAGAGAGCGUAUAACAGCCACUAGGCCAUCUGAGUCGACUUUAGAAACGAGCAUGAGGCUCUUGCCUGCUAUAAUAAGUGAGAGCUCUCCAAGAUCCCCACCGGAUGCAUAUCGCACUUUAAGCCCCGACGCUUCAGUUGACCUACUAAAUAUAUCCUCUUCCCACGAAUCUACAGGUUCGUCCUCAGUGGCAACACCAUCUACUGACAAUUCUUCGCCAACUGCGAUGAAUGAUGAAACGCCAAUCAAUGGGUAG